This is a messenger RNA of Truncatella angustata, 450 nucleotides long. RefSeq lists its product as uncharacterized. The record is from RefSeq and is a predicted model, not a curated record. NCBI's taxonomy places the organism in Eukaryota, Fungi, Ascomycota, Sordariomycetes, Amphisphaeriales, Sporocadaceae. The transcript is spliced from 3 exons. The coding region runs from base 1 to 450 and encodes 149 amino acids.
AUGUCUUUAAGCGGAGCCCCCCCUGCAGGUUGGCCUGGAUUGUAUCAUUUUGAGAUACGAGAAACCAUACCUUGUCCCUAUAGACCACGUCCGAUCACGAGGACAAGAGGCCAAGACUUCCCCUCACAGCGCAUGCACUUCUGGUUCGAGGUCGUAAGAUUUAACUUUUGUUGGUGGGAGAAAAAUCACACUUUGAUCAAAGAGGAAGGUGUGAUUAAUCUUGGACGACUGCUGCAAAAAAUUGGAAAUAAAGGAGUGUUGCUCAACCGCCACUCGGCGAGCAUUGAUUGUGAUGUACGACAAACAGCGGCGAGCAAACCUUUCAGGAUUGAAGAGACAAUGCGCACACGGCAUCUUGCUGUUGGGCGAAGACAUCACAGAGUGGGCAAUUGGAUCUGUGAUACAAGCAAUUGGGAUACAUCGGCGUUGUUAUGGCUGGACCAGCGGUGA